Molecule: messenger RNA, 1014 nt
Organism: Symbiodinium sp. CCMP2456
Lineage: Eukaryota; Dinophyceae; Suessiales; Symbiodiniaceae
Source: the annotation of a GenBank genome assembly
AUGUCGGUGGACACUGUCUUCGCCCUGAUAAGAAAGGGUGAUGUCGCGGCAUUGCAGCGAGUCACCAAAGCUGGUUUCGAUUGGUCCUCUUCUUCACCAUCACCAUCUCGCUUGCCGGUCCUUCACGCAGCCAUUGAAGGAGGCCUAGUCCACGAUGAAGACAGGCACGAGAAGCAGCUCCUGAUUAUCAAGUGGCUCUUGGAGCAGGGCGCAAAUCCAGAGCAAAAGCCAGUUACGGGUGCGAAGUGCUGGGAUUUUAGGAACGAAGAUGGCUUCCGCGUACAGGUAGAGCCCUUCGGUACAAAUGCGAUUUCAAUCACCACCGCUAUUCACGAAGCUUUGUGCAAAAUGCCUUUCAAAUCGCCCAAGAUGUGCACGUUUCUUGACAAAGUCGUAGACUUGCUUACAACUUUGUGGCAGCAGGAGCGAGAGAAAGUCACGGUCGAUGCAAGCAUCCUGGAACGGUGGGAGUCUAUCUUAAGCAUGAAAUCUAGUCAGAAUGUGGUUUUCGAGACUGCAGAUGGUGAGGUGACAGCACACGACGUCGUUCUCAUUGCAGCCUCACCUGUGCUGAAAGUCAUGCUGAAAUCGCCAAUGCAGGAGGGCAUCACGAAGAGGAUCCCCGUCAGAGAUGCUUCCGAAAGUGGAGUGUCCUUGUUCGUGGACAUGGUCUACACAGGUGCGACGCAGAGUCGCCCAGACUGCAACACCAUGCUAGUGGCGUUGGACCUCGCUCACCGUUGGCAGGUCAAGGAUGCAGUGUGCAUGCUUGAAGAGGCCCUGUGCAAGAAGAUGACAGUCCAGAACUUCGUCUCCAUUGCAAAUGCUGCAGCCCUCAAAGAGCUAGAGAUGCUCCUAAAGGCAUGCAAGAAGUUUGCUGCAGAAAGCAAAGAAGUCCAGGCUUUUUUGAAGCGAAAACACGUCCCCGUGGCUGUGCGCCAGCUCAUGGGUGUGAGAAAGGAACCAGAGGUUGAGAGUCCGAAGCGCAGGAAGUGCGAACGCUUCAUCUUUUGA